Molecule: messenger RNA, 6674 nt
Organism: Plodia interpunctella (Indianmeal moth)
Lineage: Eukaryota; Metazoa; Arthropoda; Insecta; Lepidoptera; Pyralidae
Gene: papi
Product: papi
Exons: 13
Coding region: 215-2002 (595 amino acids)
Biological process (GO): P granule organization; spermatogenesis; piRNA processing
Cellular component (GO): P granule
Molecular function (GO): RNA binding
Source: RefSeq, a predicted model, not a curated record
ACUUCCAUAAACCAACCAAAUUAAUGCUAUUGAAAAAAUGCGUGUGUGAGCGAAAACUAAACUAAAUAAUUUGAAAUAUAAUUUCAAAUUUCGCGAAACUUCGUAGUUUCACCGUAAAAAUCUGGUGAUUGUGAAGUGAACAAUCCUGUUAUUUGAUGGUCUAAAACCCAAGGUGAAGUGUUUACUUUCAAACUUUUUCGAAUGUAACAACAGAAUGUCUUCCAAACUGCUGGUGCCAGUGGCUCUAGGCUUGUCUCUGGUCACAGUUACAGCGUUUGUGGCCUACUAUUUGCUGAAACGCGAAGAGGAGGACAAGGGAGAGAAUGUGAAAACUGCUAAAGUUAACACCAUUGAGAUUAAUGUACCCAAGAGUAUCUUGCCUGCAUUGAUUGGUCGCAGCGGCUCCAACAUCAAAGACAUAGAGCGAAAAUCCGGAGCGUUGAUCAACUUCAAGCAGUUCAGUGACAAAGACCAUGACGUGUGCAUCAUCCGCGGCCGCAACACGGCCACUCAGCUCGCGGAGACCAUGAUACACGACUUCAUGCAGCAGCAGCCGGUCGUCGUGGAGGACUCCAUGCCCGUGCCCGGCUGGGCUUGCGGCAGGAUCAUUGGAACGGGAGGUGAGAACAUAAAGGACAUCAGUCACGUGAGCGGCGCGCGCAUCCGCGUGGAGGGCUCCGGGGACAACGGCUCGCUGCGCCAGGUCUCCUUCCGCGGCACCAAGGACCAGAUCGCGAAGGCAAAGGGCCUCAUUGAGACGUGUGUGGCGCAAGAGAAAUGCCGCCGGGAGAUUGAGCAGUUCAAGCGCAGUCCUCGCCACGAGGGCCGGGCGCCCGAACACGAAGACAUGCCAGGUGACGCCAAGCAUGUCAAAUAUAAGAGGCCUGCAGAUUGCGGGGGCGCGCCCAUCGAGGUGUACGUGUCAGCCGUGUCCUCUCCCAGUCGGUUCUGGGUACAGUUCGUGGGCCGCCAGGUGGCUCAGCUGGACGACCUGGUGGCCAACAUGACUGACUACUACAACAAUAAAGAGAACCGAGCUGCGCAUGCGCUGUCGUCAGUGAGCGUGGGCCAGCUGGUGGCGGCGGUGUUCCGUCACGACGGACGCUGGUACCGGGCGCGCGUGCACGAUAUACGGCCCAAUGAGUUCGACGCCACGCAGCAGGUGGCGGACGUGUUCUUCGUGGAUUACGGCGACAGCGAGUAUGUGGCGACGCACGAACUGUGCGAACUCAAAGCUGAUCUACUUGGAUUGCGGUUUCAGGCUAUGGAGUGUUUUUUGGCGGGAGUGCAGCCGACGUCGGAGCAAGCGACCAGCCCAGCCGGCCGGUGGAGCCCGCAAGCCGUGGAAAGGUUUGAAGAUCUUGCGCAGGUAGCGCGAUGGAAGCCGCUAGUAUCAAGAACGUGCACGUACAAGAAGACAGCGUCAGCUGACGGAGAGAAAGAGAAAGAGAUACCUGGCAUCAAGCUGUUUGAUGUCACUGACGAGGGAGAAUUGGACAUCGGAGCGACGUUGAUAGCGGAGGGCCUGGCCGCGCCCGCGGCGCUGCGCCCCGGCGCCUCGCCAGCGCCCUUCGGAGACCUCGGCAACUCCAGGGUGCUCAGCAUGCUAACCGACGCGCGCAGCUCCUCGGUACCGAAGGACCAUAAAGACGACCACUCCGAUAUUGUCCAACCCGCCGGACAUAAAGAGAACGAACGAAUGACGACGUCGAAAUCGCACGGUUCGGGGCUCGAAAUGUCUGACCAAAUAAAGUCUGUAUCGAAUUUCGACCUAUCGUACCCCGACGCUAGAUCGAAACCGAUCAACGGUUCACACGACGAAUUCCUAAACGCAGAAAAAGAGAAUUUACACAAAGAAGCUUCGACGGACACUUUGGUGCCACAUACGCCUGCGCCGGUCUUGUCGAAAUCCCCAUUGGACGAUUUCAAAGCUAAUAUCAAUAGAAUAGAUUCGCAUCAUAGUUUGGAUGCGUUGGGGAGGACGCAUGAGUUGCAUAAGUAAGUUGAAGGUCAGUCGAUUCAAGAAAAUCGGAAAUAAAAUGAUAGAUUCCGCUCCCUCCCGACAUAAUAACGUUCAUUGAAAAGUGAGCUUUAAGGCAUGCGCUGUAGGCAUACUUUACAUUGACAGUACGAGAGCUUUAUAUGAGCUGAUAAUUAGUAUAAAUUUGUGGUCAAUCUAAAAUAUAUUUAUUGUCGAAGUUAUAUAGCUUACAUUUCAAUGAACAUAAUUAUGCCGGGUAGGUUUAAAUCGGCUACGAUUAAAGUAAAAACAAUUAGAAAUAUAUAAAACGUAUUUUUGAGAAAAUAUCGAUAUAAAUAACAUUUUCGUAUCACAAAUUAACACAAAAUGAGGAUUUCAAGUUACAAGUUACGAGGAUUCAUAAAAAGUUAACGAACUCAUAAAACAGUUUCAGUUAAAAUGUGUUUUUCUCAUUCUUAAUUAAGAUAUUUUUAUUAUUUUAACUAAAAUUGAUUUAAAUAGUUCGUCAAUUCCUUAUGAAUAAGGCGGAAUGAGAAUAUUUAUCACUUUUUCGUCUCCCAAUUAACAUAUCUCGUCAAUUGUUGUUGAUAUUAAAACGAUAUCUUUGUAUAGUCUGCCAUCGGCCUAUACUGUAGCUUUAAUUAUAGUAUUUUUAAAAUUAAAUUGUUUAUUGGUUCGUCUAUGGUCAAUGAGACUAUGAUUUUAAAAAAGCGCCUGUCGGUUUUUCCGACAUUUUUUGUUUUUUUUUUUCAAUUAAGCUACUAAUGCCCACUCGCAUGUCAGAGGGUCUCUUAUUUAGGGCGUCGCUACUGUUGAACAAUUUUCUAAAUUACUUUUGAUCUUCAUGUCCAGUAUUGUAUACCACAGAUUGCUAACCCAUUCAUUGUUUGUUUGUCAUUGACAAAGCAUGGUUACAUUUAUCUCGAAAACUUGCAAGCGGGCCUCAGUAUCCAUGUUUUGUUUCAAAUUUUUUAAUACGUAUUAUUACAAAUAAAACUGUUUAUUAUCAUGCACAUAUUUUUCGUUCCUGUAUUCUGAAAUAUGUCUAGAAAAAAUCCUCAAAAAAUGUAGGGAUUGAUUGUACGGCGCUUUAGUUGCCAUUUGUUCCUGUCUCACUCUAAACACUUCGUUUUUCGCUUUCACUUUGGGGAGAGUUAUUACCUUCCUAGUAUAGUAUUUUAUAUAGCACUAAUUUUCUUUACUGUGACAAAGAUGUAGAUAUUUUGACAUACCACAGCUAAAGGUUCUUUAAGGUAGGUAUUUAAUUACUCAUAUUUAUAUUCAUCUGCUACUUAAAAACUAUUUAGAUCAUAAAUAAAACACUUAAAAUCGUCCAUAAGAUACUUUUACCAGUAGAAAAUCGCAAACAUGAUCGCCAAGUAGUAAAAUUAGUAUACCAAUCUGAGUUAUGUAUAGUCUAGUCGUUAUCCUAUCCUAUAGAUAAAAUAUAUAUCCAGUGAAGUAAAAUAUGCGGAAAUCUGCACACUGGUUGACUAUUCAGUUCACUAGUGUGUCGCGACUAGUGAACAUUGGAGGUAGGUACAUAGUCGUAAAAGUCAUGUCAGAUGUCUUUAGACGACUUGAUAAAUUAUGUAAGUAAUAACACAUUGUUUUCUAUAAAUUAGACUGUCUCUUUUAGCAUUUUUAAAAUCAAUUUGUAUUUUGACACAUCUUUCAUAAAAUUAUAUUUACAACAUACAGGAAUGAUAUCAGUAAAUAAGAAUUCUUUGUCAUAAGUAAAGAAAAUAAUUCAGCUAUUUUAGUCUGUGAUUGUAAAUAACACCGUAGGCGUUAACGUUGCUUCGUAGAUGUUAAGAAUAUUUGUAUUUAUUAGGUUGAGACGACACGGCGGUUUGACAUCGUAGAUCCAAGCUUGAUCGAGUUAAGCCUUUUCUAUGUGAAAAUGUCCUUUAAUAGCUCUUUUAUGGAAAGAUUACUUUGUGAAUUAAUAAGAAAUUUCAAGAAUAAAGUGUGUGUGGUUGGAAUUUGUUGUGCCAUUACAAUUUAUAUGUAUUUUAAUGAUGUUUUUCAAUAUUUAUUUGACCACACAUAGUCCACGAGCUUCUUGUUAAUGCUUGAUUGAAAAAAAAUCCGAAAGUGACGGAUUUCAAACUUCCAUUCAAUUUACCCCAAAAUCCAUCAUUUUAAUUCGUAUUCAGUUUAAAGCAUUCUUCACCAUAACUAGGGCACUGGAGUGAAAAGGAAUUAGCCGUGUGGUCCUUAUUUAGUGUGUCGCAUUUGUAGCUGUAUUUAUGAGUUCGCUUGUACCACAUGAAUUUACGGAUAAUACGCAUCAGGGUAGCCAGUUAUUUGUUGCCAGAGUAGCCAGUGCUUGCAUUGUUCUGGUUUGAAGAGUGAGAGGUAGUGUAAUUACAAGGUAUUGUGGCAGGCCUUAGGACAUAAAGUCGGCAACACGCGUUGACACCCCUGUGUUGCAGCGUUCUUAGGCUACGGUGACCACUUAUCAGGUAGGCCGCAUGUCUGUUUGAUUGCUUGGUAGUAUAUAAAAAGUGUUGUUAGGAAAUGUGCGUUUUGAUCAUAGACUUUCGAGGGAAAAUGUAAUAACGUUUCGUUAUUUAUGGCGGGAAUAUUGUCAACCGAUUAAAAAAAGGGAACAAAUUAUAUAUUCGGAGUGUAUAAUGUUAUAUACAAUUUAAAAUUAGUAUUGGGUUGGUUUAUACGUUGUUGACAUAUAAUGUAUAUUUUGUAAACUGUUCAAAUUGUAUAUUAAUAAAAUCAAAUCAAUCUAUCGAAACAUGUGUACUUAAUCUAUAUGUAUUUAUAGCUUAGAACAAUAAAAUUGGUAUAUGUUCAUUAGUUCAUACUUUUAUGGCCAUUAUUCGAAUUUUCUUCGAAGUUUUGUCUAUAGUCUAUGGUUUAAACGCACUAUAGAGUAGCAGGAUAGCGUAUAUAAAUUAUCUUUUUGUGAUAAAAAGGACUUGAAAUGGUGCUAACAGCAUAAUAAUAGUGUCGGAGCUUGUCUCACAUUGUGGAAGGAUUGUCAUAACGACCGGAGGAAACUCGACUGAAAUAAGUAACAAAUUUGGUAUUGGUACAGAAUAGUAAUAUAAUAUCCCAAGGAUGACAUCUAUUAUGGGAUUGGGAUGACAUGACGGAAUUAUCUAAUCAGUAUUUUUACACUGUAUUUUUUAUUUGUUAAUUGGCAUGUGAGCGUAGAAUGUAUCAGCUGUGAUUCUCCCGAGUAAAUUAUUAAAGUCAAACAAGGGAAAGAAGUAUUAUCUAUGGAUACUUAUCAUAGGUAAUUGGCAAGCAACCUAUCAUUUUCUGACUACCAAUCAACUACCAACCAACCAAGAUCCAAAGUGGCUUUCGAGUUUCGCGACUCUUGGCUCUGUCUUCCCCGUAAAGGAUAAAGACGUGAUACCGUAUUGAUUUUAUAGAUUAUUUCAGCAAGGUAGAACAAUAUUUUAUUUCGCACAGAAUCCGGAGAAAUCCUGCCAUAUUUUAAUGAUUCUCGUCGAUUCACCGUUCGUUAUGAAAUCCAUAGUAUUUACACAAAUUUGGUAAAUAUCUUACUGUAUGUACUUAUAUAAAACGAUGGUUGUUAUUUCGAUGUGUGUACAGUUGUUGAAUAUUUAUGUACAAAACUGUAUUAAAUAUUAUGUCAGAGGUAACAUAAGAACAUUUUAACUUUUACUAACAAUAUGGUAACUUUGAUAAAACGAUCGAAAUGUUUUGUUUAGAUUACAAGGUUUAAUCGACUUAGAUUUUUCCUGUAAUCAAUAAACAUCUGGUUUUUUUGAUAUCUAUUUAUCCAAGAAUAUAUAUUAUAUAAGUAUAUUAGAAAUAACCAUAUCAUUAAAGAAGAAUCUCUUAACGAAAUCUAUGCGCGUUCAAUAAUUGUUAGAAACGUAAAAAUGUUUAUGAAUAAAAAAAAUCUAUCAUUUAUUAUGGACCGCACAUCAACCUACCCGAUAUUCAUUGCAAAAUCAUCCAUAUUACUACCUGUAAAGUGCGGUCGACUGUACCAUUGCUAAGCUCUUUUGUCCCUGUUAUUGAAAUAUAAAUAAUUUUAUACUUUGAUAUGAAUGAAUAUAGAUAUAUUAAGCUGUUUUUGUAAUAUAAUAUGGUAUUUGACUUUGUUUGAAAAAAGUGCUAGAAAAUAUAGAUUUUUGGAAAAAAUAUAAUUUCUGCUAAAUAAAAAGGUAUUUAACUCAACAUUAUUGCACAGCUUAAAAUAUUAACCGUCAAACAAUGGGAUCAAACAAAAAAUUACAAACACGGUGGUAGGUACACCUUGAAACCUUCCACCUUGCAAUAAAGCUUAAAAUAACACCUUGAAAUAAAGCUAAAAUCAAGUUAGAAUUUUCAUAAAUCUAGUACAUUUUCAAACAUAGAAAAAUACCCUUUUAAAUAUUACAGUCUGUCAAUAAAGCGAAGAAAAUGAACGUGCGCUGUGUCUUCUUGGCAGGCUACACCGUUUAUGAACCAAUAUUGAUUCUAUUUGGUAUUACGAUGGCAAAAAAAAUUGACUUGUCAAAAAUCCGUUUUCUUUUCUUUAUUAACAGGAUGUAACCUUACGUCUAAUGGUGCCAUAGGCAAUAUAAAUUGUUUCGAAGUAUUUGAUUCUUAAGUUGUUAUUAUUUAGUUGGUAAGUUUGUCUUAUCUAGAUGUCCUAUCAGUGUUGGAUUUAAAUUAUAAUGUUUUUUCACGAAUAAAUGUGUGAAAAUUA